Rotaria sp. Silwood1 is the source of this 1044-nucleotide messenger RNA. NCBI's taxonomy places the organism in Eukaryota, Metazoa, Rotifera, Eurotatoria, Philodinida, Philodinidae. The record is from the annotation of a GenBank genome assembly.
AUGGAUAACACGUUUUCAUCUGUCUCAAUAAACUUUGUCUUAUUGGAUCAAGCAAUUAAUCGGUAUAUUCCCAUACCUCUUCUGUUCGUUGGUGUCAUUGGAAAUAUUUUAAAUAUAUUAGUAUUUACACAUAAAACGUUUCGUAACAAUAUAUGUGCAACUUACUUUCUGGCAUCAACCAUUUUUGAUUCUCAUGUAAUCAUUAUCGGUCUUCUUCCUCGUUUACUGUAUGGAUUUGGCAUUGAUCCAUCACAAUCUUCAGUUGUACUUUGUAAAGUGAGAUUUUUUAUAACAUAUUUUGCAGGAUGUACAGCUGCUUGGUUUAUUAGUUUAGCUUGUGUUGAACGGUAUCUGUCUUCAUCAAUAAGUGCUAACAGACGUAAAUUGAUUACAAUGAAACGUGCCUAUCUCUCUAUGGUUGUUGUUAUACUAAUAGGAUUUAUUGUAUUUGGUGAAGAAUUCUAUUGUAUUGAUAUCAAUCAACAGCUGCUAGGUGCACCACAAUCAUGUUACCAACGCCAAGCGAAUGUUCAAUGUCAAAUUGUUGAUAGUUUAAUGCAAUUUCUAUUUGCAACCCUAACACCUGCAUUGAUGAUGAUUGUAUUUGGUUUCUUGACUUUGCGAAAUAUUCGUCAAAAACAUCGUCGUACCAAUGCAGUACAAACAGCUAAUACAACAAUUCCAAAGGUUCCCAUGACAAUAGCAUGUCAUUUCUCUGCACAGCAACAAUCAACAAACAUAACAACAGACUCAAAUAGCCGAUCAGUUUUAACAAGAGUUAAUCGAACAACACGAAAGCGUGAUGCACAAUUGAUUACAAUGUUACUCGUACAAGUUGCUGUUUUCGUCAUUUCGUCAUUUCCUAUCAGUGGCUAUAAACUUUAUGCUGCUGCAACAAUCUAUGAGACAAAAUCUAAUCUACGUAAAUCAAUUGAAAAUACAAUAUUCAAUAUGUCUGCAAUAAGUUUAUUUCUUAAUAAUACUAUUACAUUUUACAUCUACACUUUAUGUGGUGACAACAAAGUUAUACCAGCUGGUUUUUAA